Entrophospora sp. SA101 is the source of this 654-nucleotide messenger RNA. Lineage: Eukaryota; Fungi; Glomeromycota; Glomeromycetes; Entrophosporales; Entrophosporaceae. The record is from the annotation of a GenBank genome assembly.
AUGAAUUCCAUAAGUUCCAGAAGAGAAUCGUUAUCCAUCAAUGGCAAAAAAGUACCUGCGUGUUUACAUCCUAUAUCGGUGCUUCAUAGAAUCGAGAAAAAGAUGAAGAAAAAAUCGUCUUUUACUUUUUUUAAGGACGAUAAGGUCAACAAAUGGCAUUCUACUUUGAACUUUUUAGACAAGGAGUACACUACCAAGGAAGCAAGCGUUAUUCAAUUUAAGGCACACCAGAAGGUGGCGAAAAGCGCUCUUGAUGUUAUUUUAACUAAUUUUACUGAGGAACAAUUGGCAGAGCUUGCAAAACCCAAUGAACCACUACCUCCUUAUAUUGAGCAACUUUUAACAAAAUCACGUCUAUGGUGGCAUCAUGAGGCUAUGCAAGAGGCAAAGUCAUACCAAAGUUAUUUGAAAAGAUAUUGUAAAUUUCAAGACCUUGGAAUUCCAAAAAUAUCAAGCCUCAUCGAUGAAGGAGGAAUGCUAGUUGUUAUAAUUGGAAUCAAAAAACGUAGAUUUCAUCAUACCUCGUCAACAAAUCUUAAUCGUGAGGCAGCUAUUGAAGAAGCAGCAAAAACUGCCCUUUUAACAUUAUAUUAUGAACAUGAUAAUUCUGAGAUGGAUGAAAUUAAAAGUAGGAUGAUGGUGUGUGAUAAUUAA